AUUUGCUUACAAUUUUUCCAGGAAGUUGGGGGAUCUCCUUUGUUCAAGUGCUCGCAAGCGCAGAAGGAAGUUCCUAGAAAAUGAGGAAGUGAACAACCAGACUUCUCUGAUCCCAGUAAAUCACAUGAGCUGCACGGAAGGGUAUUUAUGGAAGGGUGAGAAUGCUGAUUAUUACUCCUUCUGGACUGACACAGAACCAACGCUCAGACAAACCGAAAAUGCUACUAUGGCUGUUUGCAAGCCUCUGGUAUCACUUCUCCAGCUCAGCGGCUAUCUCGUGCUAUGGAGACAGUGGCAAUGCUGUGGACUGGUUUAUUGUUUACAAAUUGCCUAAGAUGGUGGACUCUGGUUCUGAGGCCGGCAUGACGUAUAUGUACCAAGAUGGCAGCAGUGAAGGCUGGGUAUCAGGGAAAUCUCUAAUGAACAACACAGACAGUGCCGUAGGAAGAACACUCAGUCAGAUCUACGGAGACAGCCCACCCAAGGAUGUGGCUUAUAUCCUGUAUAACGACCAGCCUCCACCCAGUAACGACUGGUCCAACCAUAUCCGUGGCCACACCAAAGGUGUGGUCCUUCUAGAUAAAACUCAGGGAUUUUGGCUGGUGCACAGUACUCCCCACUUCCCUCCUCAUGUUGACGAAAAAUAUAGUUGGCCUCAGAGUGGACUUCACAAUGGCCAGUCCUUCCUCUGUGUUACUUAUCCAUAUGAUCAGUUCAAAGACAUUGGCACACAGCUCCUGUACAAUACCAUUUCACCAUAUAGUUACAACAUCCCUGAUUCCUUUUCUGGUGACCUCCCAGACCUGGAAGCAGCAGCUCAGAAGAAACAGGUGGACAAUCCACCGUGGAACCGUGAAGUAGAAUUGACCUCUGUUGGUAAAAAGAAAUUUACCAGUUUCUCCAAGAAUGGGAACUUUGGAGACGAUCUUUAUUCUGGAUGGAUAUCAACGGUGUUGAAGUCAGAUUUGUAUGUAGAGUUCUGGCAGAAUUCCCAAGGAGUCCUCCAGUCUAACUGCUCUCAGACCUAUCACACGUAUGACAUCCUUUCAAUCAGCUUCUCUGAAAAACUCUCCUUCUCAACCCAUGUUGACCACUCUAAGUGGUGUGUGUCGGGCUCCAUGUCUCCUGGCUGGACUUGCAUUGGAGAUAUGAAUCGCAACCAUGGAGAAGAGGAGAGAGGUGGAGGCACAGUCUGCUUCAUGGACACUAAUGUGUGGAAAUCCUUCAAUUCUCUAGUGAAAGACUUUAUGCAGUGUAGUUAA
Molecule: messenger RNA, 1262 nt
Organism: Pelobates fuscus (common spadefoot toad)
Lineage: Eukaryota; Metazoa; Chordata; Amphibia; Anura; Pelobatidae
Gene: DNASE2
Product: deoxyribonuclease 2, lysosomal
Exons: 8
Coding region: 162-1262 (366 amino acids)
Biological process (GO): apoptotic DNA fragmentation
Molecular function (GO): deoxyribonuclease II activity
Source: RefSeq, a predicted model, not a curated record